Messenger RNA from Pseudomyrmex gracilis, 4675 nucleotides. RefSeq names its product zinc finger CCHC domain-containing protein 8 homolog. Bases 72 to 1913 code for a protein of 613 amino acids. The transcript is spliced from 8 exons. Gene Ontology annotation, cellular component: catalytic step 2 spliceosome. Gene Ontology annotation, molecular function: RNA binding. Lineage: Eukaryota; Metazoa; Arthropoda; Insecta; Hymenoptera; Formicidae. The record is from RefSeq and is a predicted model, not a curated record.
UCUAGCCGGCCAGAGUUUGCAACACUGGCGUGAACCAUAGAUUUUCAGUACUGAAAAAAAAACGGAACGUAAUGGACGGUAUUUCUGCAAAUUCUACGGUUGCAAUAGAUUCUGAGCCGGAAGUGAUUGAAUUGGAUUCCACUUGUGAUAUGAGCGAAAUUACUUGUCUUACCAACGAUUCAAUUAACAAUUCUAAGAAUGCAGAAUGUUUGGUGCCGAAUGCUAUUCGUUCGCAGCCUGUUUUUAGGGUUAUGUUUCGUGACGAAAGUGUUUCCAGGCAAUAUCGACAAAGAUUAAAAGCUUUUUUGCAUACUUUGAUACAAUCUGAACUAUCUCACGAAGAAGAUUCCAAUGAAUCCAGUCUUGUCUUAGACAUUUGGGACAAUCAAAAUUGUUACAAAGAAUCAUGUGGUAAUAUUAAAUAUAAUAAUGAUAUGAUACAUGAUUCACUGUUCACAAUUGAUAAACAACCAAAUGUAGUACAUGAUUCAGAUGUUCCAACUUAUGGACAAAAAUACAGAGAUAGAUUUGAAGAAUCUGAUUCUGAGAUAUCCAAAGAUGCCGUAUCCAAAUUAAAUUGCUUCAAUUGCAACGGAAACCAUAAUAUGCGAGAUUGUCCACUACCUAGAAAUCAAGCUAACAUUAAAAAGAAUCGUAAAGAAUUUGCAAAAAAUAAUAUAGGAAAUCGAUACCAUAUGAGCGAAGAUCAAAGAUUCAGUCAUAUAAUUCCUGGUCAAUUAAGUUCAAAACUACGGAAGGCCUUGGGAUUAAAAGAUAAUCAACUACCUAGACAUAUAUAUAGAAUGAGAUUACUCGGCUAUCCUCCAGGCUGGUUGGAAGAAGCACGCUUGCAACAUUCUGGAUUAUCGUUAUUUAACUCCGACGGAAUUGCAGAAACUGACCCCACUGAAGAAGAAGGUGAAAUCAUUACGGAUGUCGACAAAGAUCAAUAUGACCUGAAAAAGAUUUACGACUUUCCUGGUUUUAAUGUACCACCUCCUCCUGGUACUGUUGAUGAUAGUGAUAAAUAUUGGGUACCACAAAUGCAAUCUCUACAUAGUAAAGAAGUAAUGUUGUCGUGCCUCCAAGGUAAAGAAGCUGAAGAUGGUUACAAGCGGAAAAAACUCAAGCUUUCUGUACCUAUUGUAAAUACUGUACAAAUACCUAGUGACAUGGAGAUAGAAGAUGCAGAAGAAACUGUUUUAGAGAAUGUGCCUGUUAAUAGACAUUUUGCAUCACCGUUACCGAAAAAAUUGCCGCAACUUCCUCCUCCUCCUCCUCCUCCUCCUCCUUCUCACCCACCAUCACCACCGCCACCACUACCACCAUUGUCUACAGGAUUGUUUCAACCGAUAACAGUGGAAGAUUCGGAUUCGCAAUCGCAAGAGUUAUCUUCUUUCGAUUCCGCGGAUGACUCAACUCUCUUGAAUGUAAACUCGCCAUCUUUAUCCGACUUGGAAAACACGAAAAAAGAAUUACUUAUACAACUUGAUGAUACAAGUUCUCAAGUCGAUUCUGAUUAUACAUCGUUUGAGAAAAACAAUUUAAAAAUUUUGUCGAAUCAAAAUUUCACUGAGAACUCAGACUCGCGGAUCUCUUCGGACGCGUUAUGUAAAACUACUACUGAUUUGAAUGAUACGUAUUUAUCCAACAACACUCCGACAUCACCUUGUAUUUCGCGAAAAUCUUCCCAUGUGAAUCAAGCUUCUCUCAAAUCCGUGCACUUAGGUACACCGAUAUUACCGAGUACCUCACCGUAUAGUAAACUACCAUCGUCAGAAAAGUUUUCCAAAAAUAUCUGUGAUGUUAUCAACUUUGAAAAUCUGCCUGACUCAACGGGUAAAUACGAACAAAUGUCGGAAGUCUUGCAAAAAGUCAGAAAUACUAUGGCAAAAUUGAAUCAACUAACGUAAAUCUAUUACAAAGUGACAAGAACAAUAUUUGUAAUUAUGGAGAUUGAACGACAACGCGCGAUUUUCUCUCGAGUUAUUUAUCUUUCUUUUCUUUUUGUAACUCUUGACGAAAAAAACGAUAUUCGCAAACAAAUUUAUAUUUUAUUACAAAUAUUUUUGCCCCUAUAAAUAACGAGAAAAUGUGUUUACAAAUAUAUACGCAAAAGAUUUUUCUCUGGGAAAUAUAUCGAAUGCCAAAUAAAAGUUUCUUAGUGAUGUAUGAUAGAAUUUUCUUUCCUCGUACUAUACUUUUCAAAUAUUGUCUAGAUAAACCGAAUGAUUUGCUUUCUUUUACACACGCACACACACACACACAUACACAUACACACAUCAAAUCUUAUUCUACCUAUCUGGAAGAUUUCUCUUUUUGAUACUCGAUGAAAAGUCUUACAUUGAAUAUGAGAACUUGCAUUACUCGUAAUCUUUUUACCAUUCGAUAUGAGUGACGUAAAAAAAUUUGGACUUCUUAUGCAAACGAUUAUUUUAUAAUAUUAGAUUGUUCAAUACAGAUGGCUUUGUUUUAAAGAUUCCGAGUUUUAAAACACGAUGAAAUUUGAGGUAUGACCUCAGGACCUUGUUGGUAAUAUUUAGAAAUGUAUUAAUUAGGCAUUAAAUGAGCCAAUGCAGGGUGGUGUGCAGAAUCAAUAUGUACGAAUUGUUGAGACGUUUCGACUUUAUUUUAAGUCCUUAUCAAUCUAUAAAAUAUCGAGAUAAUUCAUUUACAGACCAACAUUUUGAUAUUAUUUGUACAUACUAUAAAAAUUAAUAUUCUAUAAAUAAUGGUUAAAAUUGUAGAGUCCUAAUUUACACAUAUUUACUUUUAAACACAUUACGUUACAAUAAGAUUAAAUCACAAUUGUCAUGGUGAAGUGUCUUUAACUGAAUGAAACGAAGUAUGAAAACGCUCCAUCUGAGAAAUUCAUUUGAGAAAUUGUAUCAAAUCACAUCUAACUCCUAAACAUAUUUCCAAUAUUAGAUCUUCCAUUCUAAAAUUACUCAUUAUAAAAAUUUACACAAACUAAACAAUAUAAUCAAACACAGUUUAAAAAAUAUUGAAAUUUGAAAUAAAUGAAAAUUACAAAAAAUUGAAACAACUAAAUUUCAACUUACACAAUACUAUUAGAGAAUGAUAUAAUAACGUUCUGUAUAACAUUCUGUAUAAUUUCUUUGCUUCAAGAGAGUUCCUUACACAAAUUUUAUACGUCCAAAAAAUACACUUUUAACAAAAAAUUCUCAUCCUUAAAAUUUAAACAAUUAAUAAAUAUUAAACCUAUAAAUUAUUACGCUAAUAUUAAACAAGAUAACUCUCUAAAAAUGACAUUGAAUUUGAUUUCAAUCCAACAGAGUCUGAAACAAACAAGAAAAUUCACAUUAAUAUUGAACCAUCUAGUUUCAAUAAAAAAGAACCGUUUAAUAUAGAAUUGCACGAUAAUUGGUUUGUCAAUCUUACUAAUACCAGUAUUCCAAAAGAAGUCAUACAACUAGUACAAUUAGGUGAUAAAUUUUGUUUACCUGUCUAAAAUAAAAAACAGUGAUUAUAGAAACAAUUAAGGAUGUUGAAAAUAAUAUAAAGAAACUAGAUCCAGUAACGAAAAACGAGAUAAGGAAUAAGACGGUCCUAUCCUAUCUUAAUAAAUUUUUAAAAGAUGACAGACCGAUUUCCAAAUUAGAACAAGACAUAAUCCGCAAAGCUAAAAUUACAAACAAUUUUCUUAAAAAUAAUCCGAAUAUUUUCUUUACGAGGGCAGAUAAAGGCAACACAACGGUAGCGAUUUUAAAAACUGAAUACAUAAAUAAACUUAAUGAAAUGUUAAAAGACACUAACACAUAUUCAAUUAUACUAGAAAAUCCAGUCAAAAAAAUAGAAAACCAACUUAGAGAUAUGUUAAAUAAAUGGCUAAACAAUAAUUUCAUCGAAAAACAUACCAAAGUUUCACUACUAUCAAAUGAUUCCUUACUCCCCAGAGCAUACGGAGUCCCUAAGAUACAUAAACAGGGCUAUCCAUAUCACAUUAUAAUACCUACAAUCGAUACACCUUUACAUAACAUAGCAAAAUAUUUACAUCAAAUUCUUUACAAUAGUACACCUAAAUCACCAUUUGCUGUAAAAAAUAGUUACUUAUUGUUGAAAGAUUUUCGACACGACAAUAAUUUUUGAAUUUAUUUUUUUUUCCUUGUAACCGACACGACACGACAAUAAAGUCUGUUGAGACCGACAAACAAGAUGUACUUGAAUUCACCUUCAAUUUACAACCAAACAUCGACACAAUAACUUAACAGUUCGAAUUAACAACAAGAGCUAAGGACACUUGACCUUGCCUUACCCGACACGACGAAUAAUAUAUGUCAGGAAUAAAUUGAACACGUCACCAUAAUUAUUACGCUGGCCAAUAUAUAUUUAUUUGUUGUCUUUAAUAUAAGUCUUUAAUUAACAAAAUAACCACUAAGUCCUCGUGGACAGUUCGACCGUGUUCUUUACACAAAUUCUCGCUCGCGGUACGACAGCUUUCUUGUUACAAGUUCUCGCUAGCGGUACGACAGCUUUCUUAUCACAAGUUUCCACUCGCGGUACGACAGCUUCUGCACGACCGUUCAGGUCGCCCGUUACAACAGAAGUCCGCCUAUGUUCUUUUCAGCACGAGAGCACACGUCUUCUUCGAAUUCUGGAAGACUCUCGAAUUUGCUUGCCUGCCACGCGGUCGCCCGCUGACGCUGCCGCUAGC